This is a messenger RNA of Aureobasidium musti, 780 nucleotides long. The record is from the annotation of a GenBank genome assembly. NCBI's taxonomy places the organism in Eukaryota, Fungi, Ascomycota, Dothideomycetes, Dothideales, Saccotheciaceae.
AUGGCUUCUUCUGGCACUGGCAGCUGGGCGCAGCUGCGACAACAGGCUCGCUCACUCGAGACUCAGGUAGUUACCACCACUUCACCUGUCUUCAAUAAGCUAACACUUCCUAGNACAGAUGCCUUGUUCCACACCUAUUCCCAAUAUGCAUCUAUGAGCAACAUUCCCGCCAAACCCGACGAAGAUGAACAACGAACAGAAGCCCAGCUGCAGGACAUACUCGAGAGGGUAAAUCAGUUCUGCAUCAGCCGUAUCCACUCAAAUAAACUGAUGCCUAACAGNCGUUCAGCCCUCAUCUCCCAACUCUCGCGCCUGCUCGACUCUGAACCUACCGCCUCCGCCUUGAAAUCUACGAAUCUUGCCCGCCAUCGCGAAAUUCUACAACAACACCACAGAGAGCUUGACAGGCUCAAGUCAAACAUCGGCCACCAACGAGAUCGCGCCAACCUCCUCUCCAACGUUCGGAAUGACAUCAAUGCCUACCGUGCGCAGAACCCUGAGCAAGCAGAGGCAGAUUACAUGCUAGACGAGCGAAGUCGCAUAGACAACAGUCACAACAUGACGGAUACCGUCCUCACACAGGCGUAUGCCAUCAACGAGCAGUUUGGCAUCCAGAGAGAAACACUUAUUAGCAUCAACCGUCGCAUAGUCGGAGCGGCCAGCCAAGUGCCUGGCAUCAACAGCCUGAUUGGCAGAAUAGGCAACAAGAAGAGACGAGAUGGUAUAAUAAUGGGCAGCUUCAUUGCCUUCUGCUUCUUGAUGUUCAUGUACUUUUCCUAG